AUGGAUUGUGUGGGAAGUGCUCUCCAGAGGAAGAAUGGCUUAACUUAUGGCCAUUUUAGGGAUGAUAUCGUUUGCGGUGACAACUGUUCCCUCUAUGAUAAAAGUCUGCGAGACUUUUACUCAAAGCACAAGACAUUGGACUUCAGAUUUGAGAGACUAUUGAAAAAGUGUCCAAAACUACAAUCACUGUAUUUGAACGGAUGUCUACACGAGUGGUUGGGUUUGCAGACAAUUGUCGACAACUGUCCACAAGUCGACUGUCUGGCGAUGUUUAACAAAAACUCAGACAUUUUAUAUACCGAAGAGGAAUGCGAAUCAUUGGCCACACGAUUGUCAACACUCGGCGUACGACACCUGACCAUCGGUGCCAUCGAAGUCCAAACUAUGGAUUCAGUCAACGAUAAUCAUCGCAUCGAUUGGUCGUCAAUGUUGGCCGAAAAGUGCGGCCAAACUCUUCGCAAACUAUCGCUAUAUAAAUACGACAAAGAGUUGUCGGAUGUGUUCAGUCGACUCACACCAGGAAUAGAGUCGAUGGACUUAAUCGGUUGCCAUAGGCUUAACACGGAUGCCAUGAAUGAGCUAAUCAUAACCGUUGGCCGGAGUUUAAAGUGUUUGAACGCGUAUUUCGAUAACCAAUUCGACGGCCGACUCGUCGACAAAAUAUACCGUAAAAUAUUCCGAUCCUUGGCUCAGGUCGAGUGGACGGGCCAUAAGCUACGGAUCUGUUCAAAAAACAACUUCCCGACGGCGGCAGGUCUGGCCUCGUCGGCCGCCGGUUACGCCUGUCUUAUGUACGCUUUGGCUCGACUUCACGACAUAGACUCAGUGGAGACCAUCUCAACGCUGGCCCGUAUCGGGUCGGGCAGCGCCUGCCGGUCCGUCUACGGCGGGUUUGUACAGUGGGUCCGGGGAUCGGACGCCCAGACAUCCAUCGCCCGCCAGAUUGUGGACGAAACCCAUUGGCCAGCGAUGCGAGUGUUGGUACUCGUAGUGAGGGAUACCCAGAAAGACACGAGCAGUACGUCGGGUAUGGCCCAGACUGUGGCCACCAGCGCUCUGAUGCAGCACCGGGUGGCCAGUGUUGUGCCCGCGCGGGUGGACGCUAUGGUGGCGGCGAUUAAGGCCCGAGACUUCCCGACAUUCGCCGAGAUAACAAUGCGAGACAGCAAUCAAUUUCACGCCGUCUGUGAGGACACGUAUCCGCCGUUGACUUAUAUGAACGACACGUCCCGCGCGGUCAGACGGUUCUGUCACCGGUAUAACGACUUUCACGGCGCCCGAGCCGAGCCCCGCGUGGCCUAUACUUUCGACGCCGGCCCUAACGCCUGCCUAUACCUGUUGGACAGGGAUGUGGCGCCGGUGUUGGCACUGCUCGGCCGCUACCAUAAGGAUCUGGUGGUUAAGGGUAGCGGCGAUGGUGUGGCGGAUGGCUAUGUGUUGCCGCCCGAGUUGGCCAAACAUUUCGAUGAUAACCCGUGUCUACCGCCCGAUGCCAUACGGUAUGUGAUUAGCACUCGUGUCGGCGCCGGCCCUCAGCUGAUCCCCGAUGAGAGUGAGUGCUUGUUGAACACCGAGGACCCGCUGAAGACAAUGUCCAAUUGGGCGCAAAUACAGCAACAGCUGCGGCAUCCGUCCAAUCCGGUGGUGUUCUUCGACAUCACGAUCGGCACCACAGAAGUCGGUCGCAUGAAAAUGGAGUUGUUUUCCGACGCCGUCCCGAAGACGGCCGAGAAUUUCCGUCAGUUCUGCACCGGAGAGUACAAGAGAGACGGCGUUCCCAUUGGCUAUAAAGGCGUGUCAUUUCAUCGCGUGAUCAAAGACUUUAUGAUACAAUCGGGAGAUUUUGUUAAU
Messenger RNA from Medioppia subpectinata, 1851 nucleotides. NCBI's taxonomy places the organism in Eukaryota, Metazoa, Arthropoda, Arachnida, Sarcoptiformes, Oppiidae. The record is from the annotation of a GenBank genome assembly.